GGCGUGGAGGAGGAGCGGCGGAAGCGCAAGCAGCGGGUGGGCGUGGCGAGUGCGAUGCUGGCAGACGUGCGAGGCGUCACCGAUGGCCGGAGCAACACCAUCACAUUCAACCUCACGCCGCAGAUCAUCCAACAGAUCUUUCUGGAGAAGCCAGCGGUGCACCGCGCCUUCAUGGAGCUCGUGCCGGGGCGGAUGAGCGAGAAGGCCUUCUGGGGCAAGUACUACAGGGCGGAGUAUCUCUUUCGCACGCGCAACGUGGCGGCGGCGGAGGCGGAGGCAGCAGACGAUGAUGAGUUGGCGCUCUUUGUGCGCGACGACCCUCACCUGCUCCAGCAAGCGCGCCAGAAGGUGCAGCGCGUGGACCCAACGCUCAACGUGCUGGCGGACGUCAGCGACGACUACUCCGCCCUGCUC
Closterium sp. Yama58-4 is the source of this 414-nucleotide messenger RNA. NCBI's taxonomy places the organism in Eukaryota, Viridiplantae, Streptophyta, Zygnematophyceae, Desmidiales, Closteriaceae. The record is from the annotation of a GenBank genome assembly.